AUGGUAAGAGCUCCUUGUUGUGAAAAGAUGGGAUUGAAGAGAGGUCCUUGGUCUCUUGAAGAAGAUCAAAUCCUCAUUUCUUACAUCCAAAAACAUGGUCAUGGCAACUGGCGUGCUCUCCCAAAACUAGCAGGCUUGUUAAGGUGUGGGAAGAGUUGUAGACUUAGGUGGAUAAACUAUUUGAGACCUGAUAUCAAGAGAGGAAAUUUCACAAAUGAAGAAGAAGAAAGUAUCAUUAAGCUUCAUAAAAUGCUAGGGAACAGGUGGUCAGCAAUUGCAGCAAAAUUACCUGGAAGAACAGACAAUGAAAUAAAAAAUGUGUGGCACACACAUUUGAAGAAGAAACUAAACAAAAUAAGCUCAGAAUUAUCUAACAAAAGGGUGGUAUCAAAACAAAAAAUCAAACGUUCUGUUUCAAAUUCAAGCACAAUAACUGAAUCAGAAUGCACUACUAGUUCUAGUGAUUUUUCAUUUGUUGAUGAAAGAAAAGAUGUAAUAAAAAGUGAAGACAUUGAGUCUAUGGAGGAACCGAUGCCAGAAAUUGAUGAGAGUUUUUGGUCAGAAGCAGCAGCAUUGGAUGAAACUUCAACUGAUAUGCCACCAAGUUCUUUAACAAUCUCAAAUGAGAUAAUGCCACUUCCAUACCCUUCUGACUGUGGUGACAUUUUUCCACAAGAGAGUAAGGUUGAUUAUAAUUCUAACUUAGAUGAUGGCAUGGAUUUUUGGUAUGACAUAUUCAUUAGAAGUGGAGAUCAAAUAGAAUUGCCAGAGUUCUGA
This is a messenger RNA of Vicia faba (fava bean), 777 nucleotides long. Lineage: Eukaryota; Viridiplantae; Streptophyta; Magnoliopsida; Fabales; Fabaceae. The record is from the annotation of a GenBank genome assembly.